Messenger RNA from Suncus etruscus (white-toothed pygmy shrew), 2296 nucleotides. RefSeq names its product zinc finger protein 366 (gene ZNF366). Bases 43 to 2271 code for a protein of 742 amino acids. The record is from RefSeq and is a predicted model, not a curated record. Gene Ontology annotation, molecular function: chromatin insulator sequence binding. NCBI's taxonomy places the organism in Eukaryota, Metazoa, Chordata, Mammalia, Eulipotyphla, Soricidae. Gene Ontology annotation, cellular component: chromosome. The transcript has 5 exons. Gene Ontology annotation, biological process: regulation of transcription by RNA polymerase II.
UGCUGCAGUCAUUCAGCCUCAGGAGCUGGGCAAUUGCCAAGGAUGCAGAAGGAGAUGAAAAUGAUCAAAGACGAAGACACGCAUUUCACCGUGGGUGUGAAGGGGGCUCCCUCUUACCCGUACUGUCUGCAGCCAGCAUUAUCCAGAGAAAAAGCCCCUUCAAGACAUCUCUUCCCAGAAACUCUCCGGGGGCCUUUCCCUCAGUUUCGCUACGAACCUUCUCCAGGGGACCUCGAUGGCUUCCCUGGUGCCUUCGAAGGCGGAGGGUCUCGGAAAAGGAAAAGCAUGCCCACCAAGAUGCCAUGCGCCCUGCCAACUGAGGAAGGCGGCCUGGCCCUGCAACAGGAGGAGAGCAAACCCCAAGCCACCCCCAAUCUCCCGCUGCUGUUCCCGCAGCCCCCACGCCCCAAGUAUGACUCGCACAUGAUCGACCUGUGCAACGUGGGCUUGCAGUUCUACCGCACGCUGGAGCCCCUGGGGGGCAAGCCGGUGAAGCAGGAACCCCUGAAGCCCAACGCUGUGUGGCCCCAGCCCCCUGCUCCGCCUUUCCUGCCCGGCCCCUUCCCCUACUACCCCAAAGUCCCUCCGGGCCUCCUGUUCCCCUUCUUCAUGCCCACGUCCUCCCCAUACCCCUUCAGUCGCCAAACUUUCCUGCCCAAGCAGCCGCCAGAGCCACGGGCCCAGAGGCCAGCCGAGAUGCAGGAGGGCGAGGAUGCCAAGCAGAAGGUGGAGCGCGUGGAUGUGAACGUGCAGAUCGAUGACAGCUACUACGUGGACGUGGGCGGCACGCAGAAGCGCUGGCAAUGCCCCACGUGCGAGAAGUCCUACACGUCCAAGUACAACCUGGUCACGCACAUCCUGGGCCACAGCGGCAUCAAGCCGCACGCCUGCGCCCGCUGCGGCAAGCUCUUCAAGCAGCUGAGCCACCUGCACACGCACAUGCUGACGCACCAGGGCACGCGGCCCCACAAGUGCCAGGUGUGCCACAAGGCCUUCACGCAGACCAGCCACCUCAAGAGGCACAUGAUGCAGCACAGCGAGGUGAAGCCACACAACUGCCGCGUGUGCGGCCGCGGUUUCGCCUACCCCAGCGAGCUCAAGGCCCACGAGGCCAAGCACGCCAGCGGGCGCGACAACAUCUGCGUGGAGUGCGGCCUCGACUUCCCCACGCUGGCUCAGCUCAAGCGCCACCUCACCACGCACCGGGGGCCCAUCCAGUACAACUGCUCUGAGUGCGACAAGACCUUCCAGUACCCCAGCCAGCUGCAGAACCACAUGAUGAAGCACAAGGACAUCCGGCCCUACAUCUGCUCCGAGUGUGGCAUGGAGUUUGUGCAGCCGCAUCAUCUCAAGCAGCACUCGCUCACGCAUAAGGGUGUAAAGGAGCACAAAUGUGGCAUCUGUGGGAGGGAGUUCACCCUGUUGGCCAACAUGAAGAGACAUGUGUUGAUCCACACCAACAUCCGGGCCUACCAGUGUCACCUCUGCUACAAGAGCUUUGUGCAGAAACAGACACUCAAGGCACACAUGAUCGUCCACUCAGAUGUGAAGCCUUUCAAAUGCAAGCUUUGUGGGAAGGAGUUCAACCGUAUGCACAACCUCAUGGGCCAUAUGCACCUGCACUCUGACAGCAAACCCUUCAAGUGCCUCUACUGUCCCAGCAAGUUCACACUGAAGGGCAACCUGACACGCCACAUGAAGGUCAAGCAUGGGGUUAUGGAGCGCGGCCUGCAUGCUCAAGGUUUUGGAAGGGGAAGACUUGCCCUGUCACAGACUGGAGUCCUGAGAAGCUUGGAACAGGAGGAGCCCUUCGACCUUUCUCAGAAGCGCCCAGGGAAGGGGUCAGUAUUCCAGUCUGACCGAGAGAGUGCCAGGAGAAGCUCCUGCUAUGAGGAGGAUGAAGAGGAGGAUCAUUGCUAUGAUGAAGAGCAGGAAGGCCUGGGCCCAGCAUCCCAGAGCAGGGAACCUUGCACACCCCAGGGUCAAUCUGCCAAGGUUGAGCAGGCUCCCAGAGCAUUGGGGGAAGCCAGUGAGGAGGAGAAGGAGGAGGAUGAGCAGAGUGAAGGUCAGGAGAACAACAAGGACAGCAGCGGGGUGGAGGGCAGCCAGGAAAGUGGCCUCAGAGAAGAAUGUGCCAGCCUCAGGCGCCUGCAGGGCACCCUGCGGGGUCCCUCCUUCCCUGAUUACUUGUACUUCAAGCACAGAGAUGAGAGUUUAAAAGAAUUACUGGAGAGGAAAAUGGAGAAGCAAGCAGUGCUUUUAGGUAUCUAAGUGGACAGUUACUAAAUUACAUUUG